AUGAAUGAAUCCAGGGAGGCCAAGCGCGUGCGGCAAGCCUGUCUCAACUGUCGGCGCAAAAAGUCAAGAUGCUCUGGCGAAAAACCUGUCUGUUCCUUCUGUGCUCGCCUAAAGCAGGAAUGCUCAUACGAUGAUGGCCCGAUCCACUCAUCAAUCACCAGUGCCAAUGAAAUCAACUUAGCAGCGCGAGUUGCUCUUCUCGAGUCUAAGCUGAGCAUGUUGGAUAGUGGUGGUUCAGACUUCUCAAUGGGCUUUGGCAACGAAGCCCAGCCAUUCAAAAGACGCCGCUCAUCCCCGGCGGACGGUCCAACACUUUCUUCCAAAUCUGACGAUAGCCCUCGUCACCAGCCCGAGGUAAAUCAAAAGUUUUCCAAAGUUCCUCCAGACUCAGUCUUACGGUCUGUCUUGAGAUCUUACUUCUUAUACUGCCACAAUCAGCCCUACGUCUAUUUUCGUCCUGAAUAUUUCUACCGCCGACUUGACUCCAAUGAGAUUCCCGACUAUCUCCUCAUGGCCGUCAUCGCAGUUGCCGCGCGCUUCUCGGAUGACCCCUUCUUCGAGGGGAGGCAACUCGAGAUUGUGGAGCACUACGCCCGCGCCGCUUGGAAUGAAAUUUUCGACAAGUCCUUUUCCGAGGACUAUUCUCUCGACGUUCAUGCCGUCCAAGCCACAAACAUGUUGGCCGUAGUAGACUUCACUGCUGGCCGCCAUAACCUUGGCUGGGUCAAGAUUGGCCUGACGGUCCGCUUUGCUCAGAGUCUGCAGCUCAACAAAGAACCCUUGAAUGAUCUCUCCGCCGACGAGAAGGACGAAAGACGAUUGACAUUUUGGUCAGUUUAUCUCCUCGACAGGCUGGUAUCGUGUGGGACAAAUCGACCUCCCACACUCUCUGAUGGGGAUUGCACAGUCCGGCUGCCUACUGCGGCUGCCGAGUACAACGAGCAGGGCUCCAAAAUCUUGCCAGAUCUCCGAGCUUUAAAUGACACGUCGUGGGACGGCAACGAGGACAAUAUCGACUGCUUAGCCAAAACAAUCCUAAUGGCUUCCGCUCUUGGCCGCGUUGAACGGCACACCCUGCAAUAUGACAGUGGAAGCGAGACUUAUCCUCCAUGGGAUUCUCGCAGCCAGUUCGCCUCCAUUUACAGCCAACUACUCAACUUUGAGGCCCAUUGCGACCUUACCAGAGUUUCCUUUUCUACAACAAUCAGACGUUAUAUCAAGCCCAAUGGUUUGCCCGACAAUCCUGCCGCAGGUCAUUUUGUUUUUGCCAACGUUCUGUACCAUCUCAACCACUGUCUUCUUCAUCACCCCUUUUUACUGAAGAAACGGCUGGAGCCUCGUCAAACAAGAGUGUCUCCGAGUUUUCUAAGGGAGGCCCUCCGUCGCAGUCGAGAACAUGCCUACCAACUCACAGUUCUCCUUCGCAUUGUUCAGCGACAUAACCUCACUCUCACUAGUUUCUAUGCCUACAGCACAAUGGUAGCAGGCACCAUCCACAAACUCUUCAUUCAUCAUGUUGAUGAAUACCUUCGAAAGUCUGCGCAGCAGCUCUACGACUAUUCUUUGGACUUCCUCAGCAAAGGCCGCGGAACUUGGGAUCAUUAUCCACGAGUGGCGAAUGCACUGGAAGGCUUCGCACCAAACGCAGCCUCUGCUCGAGCGCUUGUGACUAUCAACUCAUCUCAGAUCGAAGAUCCAAGUUUGGACAUUUUAUGGAGCCUUCUCGAUUAUGGUUGGCUCUCCGAUCCCGCGAGAUCUCUACCAUCAUCCGAAAAUCAAUCAGUCAAUGCCGUGCCUGUCUCGAAACCUAAAAAUGGAAUUUCGCACGACUCUGCACUGACGACACACGAUUUUGAUCUGGGCAGCGAUUAUGGUGUCGACGACUCUAUCAUGGGAGUCGAAGAAUCAAUCCUUGUGGCCAAUGAUGUCGGGCUGGAUUUUAUGAGUUUCCCACAAACAUUACCCGACAAUUGGCUAGAGGAGCCUACGGACGAUGUCAAUUUCGCUACCGGCAGCGGACUUCCAUCACCAUGGACCCCCAACCUCACCAGUUGAAGGCAGGCUCUCGACAUUGCCAAAAUACAGUCGUUGAUCCUUAAUGCAGAUUAGUGGUAUUCCAGAGUGGAAGCGCACCCGAUAUCCCGCUUCAACCUUUGCAGCUGUAGACUAUGGGCUUGAUUCGGCCUCGUAUCAAAGAAACAUCGAGCUCGAGCAUCUCUACUGACUUGCACCGGCUUGAAACGCUUUGAACCUCAAGCAUUCCAGCAAUGGCGAUGCUUCGUUCAAGGCAUCCACCAG
Molecule: messenger RNA, 2298 nt
Organism: Exophiala mesophila
Lineage: Eukaryota; Fungi; Ascomycota; Eurotiomycetes; Chaetothyriales; Herpotrichiellaceae
Exons: 6
Coding region: 1-2055 (684 amino acids)
Biological process (GO): DNA-templated transcription; regulation of DNA-templated transcription
Cellular component (GO): nucleus
Molecular function (GO): DNA binding; zinc ion binding; DNA-binding transcription factor activity, RNA polymerase II-specific
Source: RefSeq, a predicted model, not a curated record